UCUUUCUGUUUGGGCUCCAGGAUGUCUGAGCUGGAGAAGGCCAUGGUGGCCCUCAUUGACGUCUUCCAUCAAUAUUCCGGAAGGGAGGGUGACAAGCACAAGCUGAAGAAAUCUGAGCUCAAGGAGCUCAUCAGCAAUGAACUCUCCCAUUUUUUAGAGGAAAUCAAAGAGCAGGAGGUUGUGGACAAAGUCAUGGAAACACUGGACAACGAUGGAGAUGGAGAAUGUGACUUCCAGGAAUUUAUGGCUUUUGUUGCCAUGGUUACCACUGCCUGCCACGAGUUCUUUGAACACGAGUGAACGGGAGAAAGCAGGCAGGCUGUCCCUGUAGCAGAGACGGAGGCCACGCGGGAAGCGGAGGGCAGGGCUUGCAGGACAGUAGGAGCUGAGCUUUCCAGCUGCAUUGUCGCUAAUUAGGAAGCUUGACUUGCUUUGUGAAUGAAGAAUUGAAACCUCUUUCCGAGGGCUGUUUUUAACGGCCCCCAUCAUUAGUCCUGUGCUGUUAGGCGUACAUGUUAGCCGACUGGUCCCAGGGACUCGUGGUACUCAACAUUUAGGAAAGUCAGUUCUCAGUCACAAAGCACUGCUAUCCUGGCUGUGUAGACUCCUAACUCAGAAAAACAGACUACCUGUCAAACAUGACUGCGGGCUAAGCUUCCACUACAUUUAAAAAUACAAAUCUUGGUCUACCAUCCUUUGGAAAGGCUGCCCUUCAUUAAGCCUGUUCAUCAUUGGAGCAAAUGAAACCUGAUGUGAUUGGGCCUGACAGUCUGUCCCACCCACCCAAAGCGCACGGUCACAUUCAGUCCCCUUUCUUGCAGUGAGCUGUGAUCACCGAGUCUGUAGUUAAUGCUAAGUCCUAAUGGAAAGUGUGUCCCAUAAAGGAGCAAGUACUGGCAUUGUAGCUGUAAUCGGAGCUGAGAGUCAAACUUCAGUGGGGUUCUCCUGACAGGAUCACACUUGUUGGCUCUGCGGGACGUGUGGCAGAGGGAGCUUGGCCGGAGCCCAUGGCGGGACUCGGCUCUGCCUGGGCGGACAGGAGUGUUCUGCCCUGUCUGCAGAAUGACUGGUUAUGAUGUAAGUGGCUGGACUGUUGGUGAAGGUCAUUCCUGACCUGUCUGUGUGCAGACAGGGUCUGCUUGUGACUGUUGGUAAAGUUGGUGAACUUCAUGAGCGUUACGCUUUCGUAUCCACCAAUUCAAAUAAAUUGUUUCAAAUGGUCAAGUUACAAAUAUUAAAAAAAUCACUUUCGGGAAAAGUCAAA
This is a messenger RNA of Vicugna pacos (alpaca), 1264 nucleotides long. The record is from RefSeq and is a predicted model, not a curated record. Lineage: Eukaryota; Metazoa; Chordata; Mammalia; Artiodactyla; Camelidae.